AUGGCGGCCGCGGGCCGGCCGCAGGAACGCCGCGCGACGCGCUACGUCUACGUGGCCCGCUUCGGCUCGCACCGCUGCGGCUGCGUGCUGCAGCGGGGCGCCCGGCGGAAAGCCUGGGGCCGGGAAGAGCCGCGGGGAGCGGCGACGGCCGGGUGCGAGGGCCUCGGCGAGCGGCCGCCCCAGCCCGGGCCCCCCGCGGACGCGUCCGCAGCAGGUGCCCGGCGCUCGUUCCUCGGGCCCAGCUCAGGCCACGCGCCUGCCGGCAGCCUAUUGGCCGGCGCGGAGGGGCGGGGCGGAAGUGCCGCGGCGUUCGCUUCCGGGGCGCCCGGAGGGCGAGUGAAGGGCGAGGGACUUGAGUUCCGCCCCUGCCGCCCUUCGCGGAGCCUGGCGGUUCCUCGUUUAUCCCAGAAGAAUUUAUCUAAAAAGUUUGCUCUCCCCACGUCUUUGAGUGAAGCUUCCACAAAAAUGAAGAAAAGGAAAAAGGAUUCAGUGUGGAAUAGUGUUAGCAAAGUCAUUUCCAGAAUGCUUGAAGAAAAUGAAAAAUAUAGACUCAGGUUGAAAUGCCAACAGUCACCCACUGAAAGAAUGAACCCGUCUUUGGAUCCGUUGACCAAAGAAGAUUGUGAAGAAUUUAAAGAUGGAACUUGAAUUGAAUGAUAACCUGUUAGUUUAUUUGAUAUGAUUU
Suncus etruscus (white-toothed pygmy shrew) is the source of this 685-nucleotide messenger RNA. RefSeq names its product chromosome 6 C5orf47 homolog (gene C6H5orf47). The record is from RefSeq and is a predicted model, not a curated record. Bases 1 to 648 code for a protein of 215 amino acids. Lineage: Eukaryota; Metazoa; Chordata; Mammalia; Eulipotyphla; Soricidae. The transcript is spliced from 4 exons.